Molecule: messenger RNA, 611 nt
Organism: Hibiscus syriacus
Lineage: Eukaryota; Viridiplantae; Streptophyta; Magnoliopsida; Malvales; Malvaceae
Product: mitochondrial import receptor subunit TOM9-1-like
Exons: 1
Coding region: 48-365 (105 amino acids)
Biological process (GO): intracellular protein transport
Cellular component (GO): mitochondrial outer membrane
Source: RefSeq, a predicted model, not a curated record
CUUCAAAACCCUUCACUAAAAACCCUAUACCAUUUCGUAAUAAACCAAUGGCGGCACAACCCAAACGAGGCGGAGUUUCCCUACCCGAGAGGCGAUCCGCCUCCAAGCCCGAGUCCAGCAUCCUCGCCCGUAUCACUUCCUCCCCCAUCUUUUCUCGUGGUAAGCAAGCCGCAUGCGACGCCGCUUUUGCCUCCAAGAAGCUUAUCCGUAGCACCGGCAAAGCCGCCUGGAUUGCCGGAACAACCUUCUUGAUCUUAGCUGUCCCUUUGAUCAUCGAGAUGGACCGUGAGCAGCAGUUCGGUGAGCUUGAGCUGCAGCAAGCUAGUCUCCUCGGUGCCCCGUCUACUGCAUCCGCCAAUAAGUAAUCAGGUCGGAUUAGGUCAUAUCAUUUCAGAGCUUGUCGGCUUUAUCAAUUUUUGGCCCUGUUUCGGGCCAUUCCCAUCGAAAACAUUUUAGAUGUUGGUUAGUACUUAGUACUUUAAAUUUUUCCUCUUUUUGGUGUUUUAAAUUUGAAUUUCCUGUGGAAUGUUGUUCUUGGAUUUGGUUUUAUCAAGUUUAUGCUUGUGAGUUUCAUAUUACAUAAACGUUUGAAUGAAAACCAACUGGUUUUG